Messenger RNA from Culex quinquefasciatus (southern house mosquito), 2896 nucleotides. RefSeq lists its product as uncharacterized. Gene Ontology annotation, molecular function: cell adhesion molecule binding. Gene Ontology annotation, cellular component: extracellular matrix. The coding region runs from base 434 to 2386 and encodes 650 amino acids. The record is from RefSeq and is a predicted model, not a curated record. Gene Ontology annotation, biological process: extracellular matrix organization; cell adhesion. The transcript is spliced from 6 exons. Lineage: Eukaryota; Metazoa; Arthropoda; Insecta; Diptera; Culicidae.
UCGCCGUCAAAGCAGCAACAACCGGCACUGCAUUUUCUUAUUUUGUAUUCGAGAAAAUCGCGCCGAAAAGUGUGUUUUCAAGAAAAAUUUGUCCGGUCUCAAAAGUGUUUUGUGAGUUUGAUCUGUUGAAAUAAAUUUUCUCGAUAAAAGUAUGUGAAAGUGAGUUACAGUUUUAAGCAAGACACUUUUUAACCAAACUUAUUGCCACCAGUGAAAGGAGACCAUUCCAUUCAAUAUGAAGCGACUUUUUGCAGGCUGAAAAGUCCAAACCAGAGGAAUUAUUCCCUUACAAAUUUGUCCUCACUCAGCGUGUGGUCGUGGUGUAAAAUUACGUGUGGAAAAUUGCAAGAAAAAAAAAAACAAACAAACAACGGAGUGUGAAAACUGAGCGCGCCCAAUUUGCGUGAAACAAUAGUGAAGACGGCAGUGAAAAAUGGCCCCGGGCAGGUUACUUCCAUUGUUGGUGGCCAUAUUCUGCGGUUUUGGUGUUGGCGCCUCACCAACGACCACCCCAACGCUCGUUAGUGGUGGUGCAUCUGCGGAAGAUGAAGUACUGCUGCUGGCCACGGCCCUGAACCGGGAUUACGCGGGCAAAGCCAUUCUGCCCGAUUUGGGCGCCCUGCUGCGGUUGGAUGCGCUGCCGGAAGUGCACCGACCAGCGGCCGAACAGUUCCGGGCGCUGUGGGACGAGCAUCUGACCGGGGCGAAAGGAUAUGAUGUGGUUAGAGAUAUUCCGUUCACGUUGAUCAUCCCGAACCGCAUCGAUCGGGUGGCGCUGGAUUCGCUGGACGAGCCACGUGCCCGUGAAUUCCUGCUGGAGCACGUCAUCCCGGGCGCGCUGGUCGAACUCAAGGAUGGCCACGUGUACGCGAACGCGAACCAACAUCCGGUUGGGGUGAAUCUGACCUGCAUCAACAUGCUGCUGGGGUACGUGCUGAGGUACGCCCAGGACACCCAGGAGGUGCGGGUGGUUGGACAUCGGCACAACGUGACCGACUCGCUGGCGGUGGUGUUCGUCGAGGGAAAUCUCACCGAGAACAAGGCCGCCGUUAACACGAACAAGCUGAACAAACGGAACAUUCAGGAGAAUAACCGGUACAACGAACCCCAACGCCUCGAGAUGAAAAACGCCACCAAAGAACUGGCCGCCAUCAAGGAGAACCGCAUCGGCCAGCACCUGAUGAACUUCCUGGCCAGCAUGAAAUCCGGCACCAAAGUGUUCCAGCACUUCCUGUCCAGCAGCAACCUGAGCCAACUACUGGACGACAGCUCAUACAUGGUCCUGAUCCCCUCCGACACGGCCUUCCAGCGGUGGCACCCAAUCGACUGGGGCUUCUACCCGUUUAGCGUGCAGGAGUUCACCGAGAGUGUGCUGCGGAACCACUUUGUCCGCGUGCGGCAACCUCCACGGAUGGCCGAUUUGCGGAGUGGAGCUGGCGAGCAGAAGUUUAAAACGCUGGGUGGAGAAAUGGUCGUACUUAAGAGCAAGCCAAUUCCAAAUGUGAACAACGUAUCAAUCAUGUACGACUACACGCUUUCCAACGGAGUCGAGGUGUUUGUAAUCUCUGAGGUUCUGUUUGUUUCGGAAGCCGUUGUGUCGCGACUACAUCAGAUGCACAAGGACAAAGAAACGCCCCCACUGUUGGCAUUCCCCUGGUUCGGAGCCCAAUUCCUGUCGCACUCAUUCCUGGCCCUGGAACGGGACAACCGAUUCACGCAGAUUACGCGCUUCCUCAACACGGCCGAAAUUGCCCAGUUUAUCUCCGGCUCCAACUACACCUUCUUCGUCCCAACAGACGAGGCCUUUGAGCGGUACAGCUUCGACAUUCUGCCGGAUAACGUGCUAGCGUCCGAAAAGGGCGUCAAACUUCUUCUAAACCACUUCAUCAAGGGACGCCUGUACGAUCGUGAUCUCAAGGAUGGUGAAGUGCUGGACACGAUCGGCGGAAUGCCGGUCAAGAUCCACCGAACCUUUGACCAAAACGUCACCGUCAACAGUGCCCGCAUCGUCGAGUCCGAAGUCUUCGUCUACAACCUCGGCACCAUGUUCUACGUGGACGACGUGCUCUACCCGGAACUCCUCAAAGACGAAGUGACGGCCAUCACCGAGAUCAAAACCCCCGACAAGACCGUCCCCGAGGACGUCGGCUCGGACAUCUACACCACGGACGUCGGCCAGCCGGAUCAGACCUCCUCCACGACACCAACGCCAGCGGCCACUUCGACAACGCACCGGACCUUCUUCACGACCAGUGCCGACGUGGAGUUUGUUCCGCUGGAGAUCACCGAGCAAAACGGCAGCGACGACGACUUCUUGCUGCAGGAUGACGAAAUUAUCACCCCGAAGGCGCUACCCGUCAAGUAUUACUUCGCGCCGAAGAAGUGAGCCAGAUCUGCGCUACUCAAAUGAAUACGAAGCAAAUCGAGCCCCUCAACGAGCAGUUUAUGUUAGAGCAGUGUUAAGCAGCUUAAAAUGUGUACGUUGUAGUCAUGAAUCAUUCAUCGUCCUCCAUUUCUCCUGAUAAAAAAGAGUUUCACGCAAAUCUAAACGAAUCAAUAUCUUAAUGGUCUUCCUGGAAUUUACAUUGCACAAACAAAGUUAUUGGAACUUUUAAAAACAUUCCCUGCUUUCAAACCUGUUGGAAAAUUAGUGAUUUAGAACAAUAUUUAACGGUAAAUCAUUUGGGGAAACGAAACAAAAAAUAGCUUUAUACAAGUAAGUGUUGAGAAGAUAAGCUAUUUAAAACAAAUAGCACAAAAAUAAACACUUACUGCUGGCGAAAACAUAAGAAGUGAACAUAACUGAUCAAGUUUGAACAAGUUAUAGAAUGACAUUUUUCAGAAAGAUGUUUUAGAAUGUUGUUGCUUAUUAAAUUGUCAAAUGUGGUAAAAAGCA